Messenger RNA from Yamadazyma jaroonii, 2511 nucleotides. The record is from the annotation of a GenBank genome assembly. Lineage: Eukaryota; Fungi; Ascomycota; Pichiomycetes; Serinales; Debaryomycetaceae.
AUGUCCCGAUUCUUUGUUAAAUAUGAUUCUGAUUCAUCAUCAGAAGAAGAAGAUUUACUCAGUUCUGAAGAAGAAGCCUUAGUUUCAUCACAAGAAGAAGAUUCAGAUUCAGAUUUCUUCCAAAAUGAUUCAGAUGAAUCAUCAGAUGAAGAUUCAGAUGAUUCUUCAGCACCAAAAGGAGUUUCAUAUUUCUUGAAAAGCAAAUUCACUAAAGGUGCAGCUGAUUCCGAUUCCGAUUCAGAUGAUGAUAGAAGAGUCGUUAAAUCUGGUAAAGAAAAGUUAUUCGAUGAUAUGAAAGAAUCAGUUGAAAAAUUAAAUAUCGCCAAAAGAAUUGAAAAUUGGAUCAAUUGUUUAGCAGAAUUUGACAAAUUAGGUAAGUUAUUAACUAAAUCAUAUCAACAAAAUUAUGGUACCCCUAAUUUCUAUAUCAAAAGUUUAGGAGAUUUAGAAGAAUUUGUUGAUAUUUCAAAUAAUAGUGAAGAUAAGAAGAAGAUAGCUGCUGAUCAAUCAAGAGCUUUUAAUACUUUAAGACAAAGAUUAAAGAGACAAGUUAAAGAAUAUCAAGAAUUAGUAGAUUUAUAUAAACAAGAACCUGAAAGAUUCGAUAGUGAAGAACCAAUUGAAAUAACCACUAAUAAUAAUAAAGAUGAAGGAUUUACAUCAGUUGGAGUUUCUAAAUCUUUAAGUCCAGUAUUCCAAACUUUGAAAUUAAUCAGUGAAAGUAGAGGUAAAAAGAAUAUCGAUAAAUUUGAACAAAUUCAAACUUUAGAAUCAUUAUUAGAUGAUUUAAAACAAGAAGUUAAAGGAGAUUCUACUAAGAAAGUAUUUGAAUUAAUAUCAGUUUGUCAAAUGUUAAUUUCUAUUAGAUUUGAUGCCUCAUCCAAUCAAAGUUUCAUGCCAUUAGAUCAAUGGAAACAAAAUUUAGUUGAUAUUAACUAUUACUUAAACUUAUUAGAAUUAAAUAAAUCUAAAUAUCAAGUUAGUGAAUUUGGUAAAUCAACUGAUGAUAUUGAUAUUGAACCUGAAACUAAUGAAAAAGGUAUUAAAGUUAUUUAUGGAUCAAUAUCUUCAUUAAUUGAAAGAUUAGAUGAUGAAUUAACUAAAUCUUUACAAAAUUCAGAUCCUCAUUCAAUUGAAUAUAUUGAAAGAUUAAAAGAUGAAAGUUCUAUUUACAAAUUAAUAGUCAAAGGUCAAUUAUAUAUUGAAACCACUACAGCUGAAGUUGAAUCUACUGAAGGUCAUGAUCAAUUAAGUAGAAUUAUCUUAAAAAGAUUAGAUCAUUUAUAUUAUAAACCAAAUCAAUUAAUCAAAUCUAAUGAAUUAGAAGGUUGGAAAGACAUAGAAUCAAAUAUUGAUUCAUCUAUUAUUUCAAGAAAUUCUCAACCUUUAGAAAUUAUUGAUACUUUAGUUGAUUACUUAAUCAAGAACUCCAAUAAAUUAUUUAGUGAAAGAGCUAUUUUAAGUAAAAUUUAUUAUUAUGCUAAUAAUAAUAAUUAUAAAUCAGCUAAAGAAUUAUUCUUAUCAUCACAAAUUUAUUUAACAAUUCAUAAUGAUGAAUCAUUAUUACAAAUUUUAUAUAACAGAGCAUUAGUUCAAUUAGGUUUAAGUGCUUUCAGAGAAGGAUUAAUUGAAGAAAGUCAUCAAUGUCUUAAUGAAAUUGCUAAUUCUCAAAGAUUAAAAGAAUUAUUAGGUCAAGGAUUUAGUAAUAAAUUCCCUAAUCAAGCAUCAAUUACUGAAAGACAAAGAUUAUUACCAUUCCAUAUGCAUAUUAAUUUAGAAUUAUUAGAAUGUGUUUUCAUGACUUCAUCAUUAUUGAUUGAAAUUCCAAGUUUAGCUGCAUCAUCAAACUUAUCAAAAGAUUCCAAACGUAAAACUCCAAUUAAAUCUUUCAAGAGUAAAUUGGAAUUUCAUGAUAAACAAUAUUUUACUGGUCCACCUGAAAGUAUUAAAGAUCAUAUUAUUCAUGCUUCAAAAGCCUUACAAAGAGGUGAUUGGUUAAAAGCUUAUAAUUUAUUAGCUUCAAUCAAAAUUUGGAAUUUAUUCCCUGAUAAUAAACAAUUAUUAACUAUGAUGGAAAAUCAAUUACAAAUUGAAGGUUUAAGAACUUAUAUCUUUACUUAUAAAUCAAUUUAUUCAAAAUUAUCCAUUAAUUUAUUAUCAACUAAAUUCAAAUUAUCUAAUGAAAAAGUCAUUGAUAUCAUUGAAAAGAUGGUUGAAAAUAAUGAUAUUAUUGGUGAUUUAAAUGAUGAUAAAACUUUCAUAAAUUUCAUAAGUAAUGAAACUCAAAGAACUAAAUUACAAGAAUUAGCUAUAAUAAUGAAAGAUAAAAUUAAUAUUUUAACUGAAAAGAAUGAAAUGACUGCUUCAAAUGGUCGUGGUAAAAAGAAUAUUCAUCAACAAAAAGAUGAUAAGAAGGACGAUUCUCAACCAAAAGAUAAAGAAGAAGAAUUAAAUAAAUUCAGAUACGCAAGCGUUAAUUCCAAUAAUGAUGAAUUUCAACCUUUACCUUAA